Molecule: messenger RNA, 648 nt
Organism: Mercenaria mercenaria
Lineage: Eukaryota; Metazoa; Mollusca; Bivalvia; Venerida; Veneridae
Product: repressor of RNA polymerase III transcription MAF1 homolog
Exons: 3
Coding region: 16-648 (210 amino acids)
Biological process (GO): negative regulation of transcription by RNA polymerase III
Cellular component (GO): nucleus
Molecular function (GO): RNA polymerase III core binding
Source: RefSeq, a predicted model, not a curated record
CACUGUAUUUUGUAAAUGGAAAUUUUAUCUAUCAGUAUUAUCAACAUUAAAUUUGUUUUCAGAAUUGAGAGUUAUUCCUGCAAGAUGGCUGGCAAUGACAAGAGAUUGUUUAAGACAUUGGUACAUGAGUCAGCAGAGUCACACCACAGUGAUCUACAAGUGCUUUCACCACCACAGAGCACUGUUUCUCUCAGUCCAAAUAAGAGUUAUGGAAGAAGCAUGAGUGAUGGUGAGUCCUAUCUGUGUGAUACAAUCUCAACAAAGACACUCUUCUACCUGAUCUCUACACUCAAUGCCUCUUUCAACCCAGACUAUGAUUUCAGUAAUGCUAAAAGUGAAGAAUUCAGCAAAGAGCCUAGCCCUGAGUGGGUAAUUAACACAGUAGAUAGCCAGCUUCAGUCAGCUGCCAAUGAAAUUUUCUGCAGAAUCAAACAGAAUCUGUGGUCAGCUAUAGAUGAGGAGAUAAUGCUGCGAGAUUGUGAUGUAUAUAGCUACAAUCCAGAUUUAAGUUCUGAUCCCUUUGGUGAAGAUGGAUGUAUCUGGUCCUUCAACUAUUUCUUCUAUAACAAGAAACUAAAACGCAUAGUGUUUUUUACGUGCAGAGCUUCAAGGUAUAUUAUAAAACUUGUUCUGAACAAGGAUUCAUAA